AUGACUUGUGUGUCCUUCAUUCUGCCCACUCAUGGGUUCACUGGGCCCCUCUUUGGUGCCAGGCAUCUGCUACUGAGGGGUGCCAAGCCCCUGCCAGAGAAGCUUGGAACUGGGUGGGAGCAGCAAGAGGGCUGGAGGCAGCAGCAGGAGCACAGUGGACGCGACCCAGGACCCAGGACCCAGGACGGCGUCGGGAAUCUGGUCAUGGCUCUGGGCCCCAAGACCCUUCUGUUCGUCAUCUUCCUCUUCCUUGGUCUGCUGCGGUGCCAAGGUGCCCCUGCCACCAUUGCCCGGCAGGACAAAGAUCCCCAGGAGACAGUGACACCACAGCAACCAAGGCCCAGCCUCAAGGAGGAGGAGUGUCCACCAGGAUCUCAUAGAUCGGAACAUAACGGAGCCUGUAUCGGGUGCACAGAGGGUGUGGAUUACACCAAUGGCUCCAAUAAUUUGCUUGCCUGCCGCCCAUGUACAGUUUGUAAAUCAGAUGAAGAAGAGCUAAGUCCCUGCACCACGACCAGAGACACAGAGUGUCGGUGCAAGCCAGGAACUUUCCGGAAUUGCAGUUUCACUGAGAUGUGCGAGAAAUGCCACACAGGGUGCCCCAGAGGGAUGGUCAAGGUCAGUGAUUGUACGCCCUGGAGUGACAUCAAAUGCAUCAGCGAAUCAGCUGCCAAUUCCACUGGGAAAACCCCAGCAGCAGAGGGGACAGUGACCACCAGCCUAAGGACUCUUGCCUUUACCUUUCUCACCACAGUCAUCACAGUGGUCUUAUAUCUACCGUGGUUCAGAGUGGUCUCACUUCUAGUGGUCACUCUGGUUGUGGCUGGGCUUGUUUGGAAGACUUCAUUGUGGAAGAAAGUCCUUUCUUGCUUGAAAGGCAACUGCCCAGGUGCUGGAGGGGAUCCUGAUCAUGUGGACAGAGUCUUUUUCUGGCGUUCAUGUCCCUCACGAAGUCCUGAGGCUGAGGACAAUGUCUGCAACGAGGACCUGAGCAAUGGAGAAUCACAGCACACCCAGGUCCCUGAGCAGGAAAUCGAAGGUCAGGAGCUAAGAGAGUUAACAGGUGUGACUGUACAGUCGCCAGAGGAACCACAGUGUCUGCUGGGACAGGCAGAAACCGAAGGGUGUCAGAGGAGGAGGUUGCAGGUUCCAGUGAAUGACGAUGACCCCACUGAGAUCAACACCUUGCUGGAUGCCUCGGCAACACUGGAAGAAGGACAUGCAAAGGAAACAAUUCAGGACCAACUGGUGGGCGCAGAAAAGCUUCUCUAUGAAGGAGGUGACGAAGGCUAUGCUACGUCCUACCUGUGAAAGAAUCUCUUUAGGAAACCAGAACUUCCCUCAUUUAUCUUUUCUCCCACAAAGGGAAGCAGCCUGGAGGAUACACUGCCUCAGCAAACUGCUAUCCAAUAUGGUGCAACUUACCUGCGGUCUUACAACUUCGUCAAUGCACUUGGAGUAAUUUUUAUGGAAUAUUGACCGUGAUAAGCAAAUUUCGGAGAUUUAGAUAAGAUUCUUGGUGGCAUAGGGUUAUACGAUUGCAUGUUAAGGGUGGUUUUAGGCCACAUGCAUUGCCUCACACCUGUAAUCCCUCCAAUUCGGGAGUUUGAAGCGGGUGAAUCACUUGAGCUCAGGAGUUCGAGGCCAGCAUGGGCAACACAGUGAAACUCAGUCUCAUUUAAAAAGAAAGCAGUGGUUUUAAGAUGUCAUUAUUUUCAGUUCUUCUUCCUGAGACAAGUCUUUAUUUCUUAUAUUGUAGGCUCCAUCUUUGCUGGUGUGUGCAUUUAAUUACAUCUAAUUACAGAUGCCGCACAGCGACAAUGGUUUGCCUUAUACUUUUUUAACUUUAAACGUGGAUGAUCUGGCUAUUACCUAUAUUUUUAGUUUACAAUAUUUUUGACUUAAUGGUGCGAUUGUCAAUACAUAGCCCCGUAGUAAGUCAUGAGUAUGUGGACUUGUGAGGGUUCGACUUCGAGUUUUGAGCUUUAAGACAUGAUCAUCUUAAGACAUGAUUAUUGACAUGAUUAUUGCGGCUUACCUCCACCUUAAGUGGCGAAUAAUUUGUAUUGCUUAGCUUUAUGUGAUAUACAUCGUUCUAUUUUCUGAUUUUUUUAUAAUGACGUAAGCAUGAAAAAACUCCAGCAAAUGCACUUAUUAGGCUGUUUACCUGUGUUGCCUGUAUGCAAACCAGCAGUCAAAAAUGACUAGAAAUAUAAGUAGUGAUGGAGGGAAAAAUCCUCCCUCUGUGAGAGGCAGUGACUGUGUUCCAGGUCUCCUCCGGUGCCCUGUGACUGGACCAGGGUUUGAUGGCUGGCAACUUCUUAAGGUGCCAGUCUGUCUUAUUUGAUAAUUUUAGAGGUAUAUAGCAGUAUUUAUUUGUAAAUAAAUAUUUGUUUAUUUAUUUAUAAGUAGAUGUUUACAUAUGCCCGGAAUUUUGGAGAGUGUGGGAUCUACAGGAAGCCAUGUGUCUGGUCGGUCCUGCUGGGACAGGCUUGAGAAUGCAUCUUCCUGCUUGUCCACAGCAGAUGAGGACAGUGAGAACUGGGUGAGAUCUGAGACUGCGAAUAGCUCCUCUGUCAAGUGCCCGUACAGCUGAACAUGAGUGAAUCUUGGGCAUCCUUUGGGCACAGGGCAGAGUGGGUGUCCAUCUGCCUGAGCAUCUGCCUUGGCAUUGAGAGGGAAGAGUGGACAGUGUUUGGGAAGGGUGUGAAAUGGUUGCUGACUCAGGCAUGGGCAGCCCCUCUCGCUUCUGGUGCUCUGUGACCCUGAGCUCCUGGGCAGCAUUUUAGGGUACAGAUUCCCUAUUUGAGGAGCUUAGUCCCUUUGUAAGCAUCUGAUGCAUCUCAGAAAUACCAGUUCUUAAACACUGUGACAGCGGGACCUAGAAUGGCUGACGCAUUAAUGCAUUGUUCUUGUGUCCCAUUCUAUUAUUUUACUUAAAAACGUCAGUCAUCAUGUUAGCCUCUUUCCAGCAAACUCUUCUCCACAGUAGUGCAGUCGUGGUAGGAUAAUUUACGGUUGUAGUCAUUCUAGGAGUGUCCGUGUUUGUCGUCUCAAGGCAUUGCAUGUUGUCCUGUUCCGGGACUGGUUUGGCUGGGACAGUUAAAAUUCCUGAAGAUUUCAGCACGUUCAGAGUGUUGUGUCCAUUGAUCUUUGGGAAGGGGUGGCCCUUCUGGUCUUGGCACUUCCGUCCUCUCCCACUUCCAUCUGGCAUCUGAGUGUUGUCCCCUGCACUUCUGGAAGGCACAGGGUGCUGCUGCCUCCUGGUCUUUGCCUUUCCUAGGCCUUUGGUGCAGGACACUCGGCAUCAGAGCUCAGAGGGAGCCAGUCUGGUCUCAGCUCCCAUGUCCCUUGUGCAGAGGCCUUUCUUGAAGAUGUAUUUAGAAUAUCAGCCUUAUCAGUGUUGGUUAAGCUUAUUCUUUUAAAGUAAGCUUCCUGACAACAUGAAAUUUUUGGGAGUUUUUAGUGUUAAUUUGUUUGUUUUGGUUUUGCUUUAUACCCAGUCCAAAUAGCACGUAACGCCUGGUUAUAUAUGAAAAGCUCAUAUGUUCAUGAAUUUUGUCCAAAAUAAACAUGAAAGCUUAUAUAAAAAGAGGUGCGG
Callithrix jacchus (white-tufted-ear marmoset) is the source of this 3601-nucleotide messenger RNA. RefSeq names its product tumor necrosis factor receptor superfamily member 10D. Gene Ontology annotation, molecular function: TRAIL binding. Gene Ontology annotation, cellular component: cell surface; plasma membrane. Lineage: Eukaryota; Metazoa; Chordata; Mammalia; Primates; Cebidae. The record is from RefSeq and is a predicted model, not a curated record.